AUGAAGAUUAGCUAUUCAGUAAUGAUCCUGCUAUCAAUCAUUGCCUGUUGCCAUGGCCAAUAUCAGUAUCCACAACAAAGGCCGAGUCCGGCUACUGAAGGACCAGGCCAAGCUGGAGUUCCUGUCGACAAUCGCAUUUUGGGUCUCCUCGGCGGUGGUGGAGGCGGUGGAUUAGGUGGCUUGGGCGGUGGCAAUGGCCUUUUUGGCGGCCUUUUGGGAAAUCUUCUCGGUGGAAAUAACAAUCGCCCACCACCACCACCACCCCCACAACCUUAUCCUGGCUAUGGAGGCGGUGGUUUCGGUGGCGGUUAUCCUGGCUAUGGCGGUGGGUUUGGAGGUGGCGCCUAUCCUGGCUUUGGCGGCUAUGGCGGCUAUCCCGGCUAUGGAGGUGGUUUUGGUGGCAAUUACUAUGGUUAA
Drosophila willistoni is the source of this 417-nucleotide messenger RNA. RefSeq names its product acanthoscurrin-2. The coding region runs from base 1 to 417 and encodes 138 amino acids. The record is from RefSeq and is a predicted model, not a curated record. The transcript has 2 exons. NCBI's taxonomy places the organism in Eukaryota, Metazoa, Arthropoda, Insecta, Diptera, Drosophilidae.